GCCCCUCCGUCGGGUCGACUCCCGGCCCUGCCCCGGCCCCGGCUCUGCCCGAGGUGGAUGGCGGCGGCGGCCGGAGUCGGAGCUCGAGCUGUGCGGCGGAGACAACAUUCCUGAUCCAUUGACAAGACUACAGUCUGAUCCCAAAGAUGUGUUCCACAAACCCAGGCAACUGGGUCACAUUUGACGAUGACUCUGCUUUUCAAUCUUCUCAAAAAUCAAAGAAUUUCCCUCUAGAGAAUCAAGGUGCCUGUAGACCAAAUGGGCUGAAGCUGAACUUUUCUGGCCCCAAGGAGUUCCCCAGCAGCUCCUCCUCCACCAGUGGCACCCCUCUCUCCUCCCCUGUCGUGGACUUCUACCUCAGUCCAGGACCUCCAAGUAACUCUCCUCUUUCUACACCUACCAAAGACUUUCCAGGAUUUCCUGGGAUCCCCAAAGCAGGAGCUCAUGUGCUUUAUCCUAUACCGGAAUCAUCGUCAAACAGUCCCCUCCCCAUACCAGGGGCAGGUUCAGGUUCUUUAUCUCCUAGUAAACCAGCCUGUUUAUCCCAUGCUUCCUUGCCCAGUGACUCCUCGUGUAUACAUUCUGUCCCCAAAAUGGGUCUUUCAAAUGAAAUUAGCCCCCACCAGAGUGAAAGCCUUGGGUUCCAUGGUGAUGCUCCCCACUUUCAGUAUUUUCGGGAGGACUGUUCCUUUUCAAGUCCAUUUUGGAAAGAUGAAGGAAGUGCUUCCCGGUUCACCUGUGACCACCCAGGAAGCAGAAAGACAUUCUCUUCAGGAGACAAAGAGAUGCCUAUUGAUCAGAAAAGCCUGAAUCAGGGCUCACUCAACUACAUCUGUGAGAAGCUUGAACAUCUCCAAUCAGCUGAGAAUCAAGAGUCCCUUGGAAAUUUGUCUUUGCAAUGUCUACAUGCUGAAGACACUGCCUCUUCCUUUGUCCCCCAUCUUCUCUUCCGGAGUCAGCCAAAAGCCGGAUGGUCUUUCAUGCUGAGAAUUCCUGAGAAGAAGAACAUGAUGUCUUCUCGGCAAUGGGGGCCAGUUUUUCUCAAAGUCUUACCUGGAGGAAUUUUGCAAAUGUAUUAUGAGAAGGGGUUAGAGAAGCCAUUUAAAGAGCUGCAGCUUGAUCCACACUGCAGACUUUCUGAUCCCAAAGUUGAAAACUUUAGUGUGGCAGGAAAAAUCCAUACUGUGAAGAUUGAGCAUGUAUCUUACACAGAAAAAAGGAAAUACCAUUCCAAGACAGACGUAGUUCAUGAACCAGACAUAGAACAGAUGCUGAAGUUGGGGUCCACAGAGUACCACGACUUCCUUGACUUUCUGACGACUGUGGAGGAGGAGCUGCUGAAGCUGCCGGCUGUUUCAAAACAAAAAAGGAACUAUGAGGAACAAGAAAUUUCCCUGGAAAUUGUGGACAACUUUUGGGGUAAAAUCACUAAAGAAGGAAAAUUGGUUGAAAGUGCUGUGAUAACUCAAAUCUCUUGCCUUUGCUUUGUGAAUGGGAACACAGAAUGUUUUUUAACCUUGAAUGACCUCGAGCUGCAGAAGCGAGAUGAACACUAUUUUGAAAAAGACCCAGAAAAGAAGGGAAUUGAUAUCCUGGUCUACCAUUUUCAUAAGUGUGUGAAAGCACAAGAAUUUGAGCAAUCAAGAAUCAUUAAGUUUGUACCUCUGGAUGCCUGCCGGUUUGAGCUGAUGCGUUUCAAGACUUUGUAUAAUGGGGAAGAUCUUCCCUUUUUCAUGAAGUCUGCAGUGGUUGUCCAAGGAGCAUAUGUGGAGCUGCAGGCUUUUGUCACCAUGGCCCCGUUGGCUCAGAGACCCUCCUUGAGGUCCUGUGACAACAUAAUGAUACACUUUCCCGUCCCAUCACAGUGGAUCAAGGCCCUCUGGACUAUGAACCUUCAGAGGCAAAAGUCCCUAAAAGCCAAAAUGAACCGCCGGGCAUGUCUGGGGAGUUUACAUGAACCUGAAUCAGAACCUGUCAUACAAGUCUCUGUGGGGUCGGCAAAAUAUGAGAGUGCCUACCGGGCUGUGGUGUGGAAGAUAGACCGGCUUCCCGAUAAAAACUCAAAUCUUGACCAUCCUCAUUGUCUGUCAUACAAACUGGAACUUGGGUCAGACCAAGAAAUUCCCUCUGAUUGGUAUUCAUUUGCUACUGUUCAAUUUGUCAUGCUUGAUACCUGCGCCUCGAAGACAGAGGUCAGGUCCCUGGGUAUGGAGAGUGAUGUGCAGCCACAGAAACGUGUUCAUCAGCGAGCUUGCUACAACAUCCAGCCUAAACUCUACAGAUCUGUAAUUGAAGAUGUAAUUGAUGGAGUACGGGAUCUGUUUGCUGAAGAAGGUAUAGAGGAACAAGUCUUAAAAGACUUGAAGCAGCUCUGGGAAACCAAGGUUUUGCAGUCUAAAGCAACAGAAGACUUCUUUAGAAAUACCAUCCAUUCGCCUCUGUUCACCCUUCACUUGCCACACAACUUGCACCAAACAUUGCAAACAUCAACAGCAUCUUUAGUUAUUCCUGGUAGAACUAUUCCCAGUCUUACCACAGCAGAACUGGGCACCUCAAAUUCCAGUGCAAAUUAUACUUUUCCUUCCAGUAUUGGUUAUCAAAUUCACAUACCAGCAGGUGCGACACUGCAGACAGCGUCUGGUCAUCUUUAUAAAAUCAGUGUACCAAUUAUGGUGACACAGACUUCUGGAAGAGCAAGUAUUCUUCAGCAUCCAGUUCAGCAGAUAUUUCAUCAGCUUGGGCAGCCUUCAGUAAUACAGACCAGUGUUCCACAGUUGAACCCAUCUUCUGUUCAGUCAACUACUGAAAAAUCACAGAGAUUGGAAUCUGUACUCCAGCAACCCACAAUUCUACAUUCUGGAAUAGUAGAUAGGAAACACCUAGAAAAUACCACCACUAAUAUACUUUUGCCUCCUGAAAAUGAGUAUAAAAUCAUGUCCAAAGCUUUGUUGAGUCCACAGGAAAGUUCUCAGUAUAUUAGUCUUCCAGGUGUUGUAUUUGCUUCACCGGUCUCUCAGACAGAUUCUAACUUGGAAUCAGUGCUCAGUGUUUCAGCUAGCAUGACUCAAAAUCUUCAUGGUGGGCCCUUCUCCAUGGGCCCUCAGGGAGCUCUGCACCAGCACAUGUCUGAUGUUCAGCUUCAUGUUCUUAAAGAUAGGAUGUAUGGAUGUGACUCUUUGAAGCAGCCAAGAAAUAUAGACGCGCCCAGCAGCCUACCUAUCUUGGAGAAGGAUUCUAAUUCUCAGAUGGAUUUAAGAAUUCAGUCAACUGAUGAUGAUAUUAAUGAAAUAAUUCAAAUAGAUGGAACCGGAGAUUUAUAUUCCAAAGAAGAAAUAGGAAGUACGAGAGAUGUAGAUGAGAAUGAAUUUCUAGGGAUUAUUGAUGCAGAAGAUCUGAAGGUACUUGAAGAGGAAGGUGACAGUUUAUCAAAUGAGGAUUCAACUGUCAAUAGCAGUGAUAAUGAAGACCCUCAAAUAGACAUUGUGGAAGAGGACCCUUUAAAUUCUGGAGAUGAUGUUAGUGAGCAGGAUGUGCCAGACCUGUUUGACACGGAUAAUGUAAUUGUCUGUCAGUAUGAAAAGAUUCAUCGAAGCAAGAACAAAUGGAAAUUCUAUUUGAAAGAUGGUGUUAUGUGUUUUGGAGGGAGAGACUAUGUAUUUGCAAAAGCCAUCGGUGAUGCAGAGUGGUAAAUCUUAUGAGCUCAGUACAUCAACUUUGUAAACAUCAGUGGGACUAUAUUACAUACUAUGGAACUUACUUUUAUUUUAAAUAUAGUCCAAAAG
Molecule: messenger RNA, 3782 nt
Organism: Choloepus didactylus (southern two-toed sloth)
Lineage: Eukaryota; Metazoa; Chordata; Mammalia; Pilosa; Megalonychidae
Product: stonin-1
Biological process (GO): transcription initiation at RNA polymerase II promoter; synaptic vesicle endocytosis; clathrin-dependent endocytosis
Cellular component (GO): AP-2 adaptor complex; transcription factor TFIIA complex; synaptic vesicle
Molecular function (GO): clathrin-cargo adaptor activity
Source: RefSeq, a predicted model, not a curated record